Molecule: messenger RNA, 1274 nt
Organism: Abrus precatorius (Indian licorice)
Lineage: Eukaryota; Viridiplantae; Streptophyta; Magnoliopsida; Fabales; Fabaceae
Exons: 2
Coding region: 261-962 (233 amino acids)
Source: RefSeq, a predicted model, not a curated record
CCCACAUUUUUCAACAAAAGUACACGUAGCUACAAGGGCGAAUAAUAAGCACGUAGGGUCGACCGCUUUUGGAGUUUUGCUUCAGAGAAAGGCAAACAUGACCGAAAGAACCAACCUUUUCGGCUGAGGAGCUUCCCCUCAUCACUUCCACUUUGUCACAUUAUAUUUCCUUCUUUAUAUCGUCAAAAGCAUAGCCAAAAGCUAAACACUUCUUCUAGUUUGAGCACACAAAGUGUGUGUGUGUGUGAGAGAGAGUAGUGAUGGGUGGUUUUGAAUCAGUGUUUGAGUCAGAGGAGUGCAACAUACCAAGGUUACCUUUGUUGAACCCCUUAACUAUGCAUUCUCCAGAGAGAUCAGGGAUGCAAACUCCUCCCCUUCAUACCUCAGUUUCAGUUCCAUUUGGUUGGGAAGAAGAGCCAGGAAAACCAAGGCCUUGUACUGCUCUAGUAACCUUCUCCAACCCCAACCCAAGGUGCUUGGAACUGCCUCCAAGGUUGUUAAUUGAUUCCAAGAUUGACAACAACAAACUACACUCUCCCACCACAGUUUUGGAGGGACCCUGUGUGGGCAACAAUAGUUACCAGUCACCAUCUUUCAGAAUGAGUGAAGAUUGUUGUGGUUCGGAAAAAGGGCAACUUGGGACUAUGAUUCUCAACAAAGGAGUGGGGAUCAAGGAGAAAGGGUGGUUUGGUUCUUGGAGGGAAAAGGGCUUUAAGGUCAAAAGGGAAGCUAGUGGGGGUAGUCAUGUCUUUCCAUCUUCUGUUGAUAAGGAUGCUGAUCAUGUUGGUGAUAUUGUAGGUAGUCACAAGAAGGAGAGGAUGAGAAAGACUAAACGUUCUGAGAGCUUUUCUAAUCCAUAUCAUGCCAAGCCUCGUGUGUGGACAACGAUCUAUAAGGGCUUGAAGCAAGUGGUUCCAUGGAAGAAUAAAAAACUGAAGAAAUAUGGAUGUUGGUGGCCUUAGGUUUUUGGAACCUUUCCUUGGGUACCAUGGUCAGGUCAAAAUCAAUUACCUUGGAUGCUAUCUACUACAUAUGUACUAUUUUUUCCCCUUCCAUUUAUCUUUUUCUUAUCUUUACGAAAUCAGUAUCACAGGUGGCAUUAACAUGUUACUUCUGUUGCUAUACCACUGUAAUAUUUUGGAUUGGUUAAUGCUGCUCAAACCUUAGGUUUUAUUGUCAUGACAAGAUGUACAAAUUUUCUAAUCUUCAUUAUAUGGUAUCUUAAUUGAAUGUAUUGUAACAGUUGUGGUAUGCAGUAAGUUAUUACUUUGAUG